Molecule: messenger RNA, 771 nt
Organism: Pichia kudriavzevii
Lineage: Eukaryota; Fungi; Ascomycota; Pichiomycetes; Pichiales; Pichiaceae
Exons: 1
Coding region: 1-771 (256 amino acids)
Cellular component (GO): cytosol
Molecular function (GO): electron transfer activity
Source: RefSeq, a predicted model, not a curated record
AUGUCAAGCAAAAUCAAGAUUUUAGUCCCUGUGAAGAGAGUUAUUGACGCAGCUCUCAAGCCUAGAAUCAAUGCAACAAACAACGGCGUUGAGUCUACCGGCGUGAAGUACAGUAUCAAUCCGUUUGACGAUAUAGCUGUUGAAGAAGCAUGUAAAAUGAAAAAGAAUCACAAAACCCUAGUGGAAUCAAUCCACGCAGUCUCUAUCGGUCCUAGCAAGGCGAAGGAUGUUUUAAGAACAGCCUUGGGUAGAGGGGCCGACACUUCAACAUUGGUCGAUGUUGGUGAUGCACAAGUUGAACCUUUAGUUGUUUCGAAAAUUCUCAAGAGCAUUGCAGAGAAGGAAAAGGCAAACUUGAUAGUUCUUGGUAAGCAAGCUAUUGAUGAUGACUCUAAUCAAGUUGGACAAAUGCUUGCAGGUUUAUUAGGGUGGUCGCAAGCUACAAAUGCUGCCAAAGUUACCAUUGGAGAGGACGGCUUUGUUGAGGUCGAAAGAGAGAUUGAUGGUGGUGUGGAGGUGGUCAAAGCACCACUGCCAAUGAUCAUCACGACCGAUUUAAGGUUAAACGAACCUAAGUUUGUUACGUUACCAAAGAUGAUGAAAGCUAAAAAGAAACCUUUAGAGGUAAUCUCUCCAUCUGACCUAAAUGUAGAAAUUACCAGCAGAUUAGAGACGAUUUCAUUGAAAGAACCAGAGGCUAGAAAGCCUGGAGUUAUAGUCAAUAACGUGGAUGAAUUGAUCUCUAAACUGAAAGAAUUGAAGGCAAUUUGA